AAGGGUCCGGCUUUAGUAGUAUUCAGUAGUUAUCAGAACGAGUAGUUCUCAUCAGCCACAAGUAAACACAGAGAAUGAAUAUCAGCAUAGUUUUGGCUUUAUUUGUCGUCCUCUGCCUGACUAUGAUAUCUAGUCAGAGGGAUGACUGCGAUGCACUGCGACGCGCUUGCGAAAGUUGUUCGAGGAGUUUGAACAAUCGGGUGGAUCGUACCCUGCCCACAUUAAAUAGGGAGUGCAGGAGUAAGACUCGUACUACCUGGGUUUGGCGCGAUAUUAGCCGAUGCGAGCUUACCAGAUUAAACUGUCUAGGAGCCAAUCGUCGCUUGAACUGUGCAGAUAUAGCUGAACUUGCUAAUAUGCAACGUGUCAGGAACUGAGGAUUUAUUGACAAUUGAUAUGAUGAUUUAAAUUAAAAUUAAAAUAAAAUAUACAAGAGAGCAUUGGAGUAAAAA
This is a messenger RNA of Drosophila obscura, 452 nucleotides long. RefSeq lists its product as uncharacterized. The coding region runs from base 75 to 377 and encodes 100 amino acids. The transcript is spliced from 3 exons. The record is from RefSeq and is a predicted model, not a curated record. Lineage: Eukaryota; Metazoa; Arthropoda; Insecta; Diptera; Drosophilidae.